This is a messenger RNA of Austrofundulus limnaeus, 1232 nucleotides long. It is a transcript of the gene skp1, whose product is annotated as S-phase kinase-associated protein 1. The record is from RefSeq and is a predicted model, not a curated record. Gene Ontology annotation, biological process: ubiquitin-dependent protein catabolic process. Lineage: Eukaryota; Metazoa; Chordata; Actinopteri; Cyprinodontiformes; Rivulidae. Bases 146 to 637 code for a protein of 163 amino acids. The transcript has 6 exons.
CCUGCAGGGGGCAGCAGGAGCCUCCGAGCGGAGCGGGUUCAAACACAGACUUCGAGUCGUUGUCUGUAUCCUUACGUCUGUCGGGCCUUUCUUACGGGCUGCAAAAACAAUAUAYCUCUGGAUUUUCGUUCAAACAUUCGCGGAAAUGCCCUCGAUAAAACUGCAGAGCUCUGAUGGGGAAAUCUUCGAAGUWGACGUCGAAAUAGCGAAACAGUCUGUCACCAUUAAGACCAUGUUAGAAGAUUUGGGAAUGGAUGAUGAAGGAGAUGAUGAUCCAGUUCCUCUUCCUAAUGUGAAUGCUGCUAUCCUUAAAAAGGUGAUUCAGUGGUGCACUCAUCACAAGGACGAUCCCCCUCCUCCCGAGGAUGACGAGAACAAGGAGAAGAGGACAGAUGACAUUCCUGUAUGGGACCAGGAGUUCCUCAAAGUGGACCAGGGCACCUUGUUUGAACUCAUUCUGGCCGCCAACUAUUUGGACAUCAAAGGCCUGUUAGACGUCACCUGCAAGACAGUGGCCAACAUGAUUAAAGGCAAAACCCCGGAGGAGAUCAGGAAGACUUUCAACAUCAAAAAUGAUUUUACAGAGGAAGAGGAAGCCCAGGUACGCAAAGAGAACCAGUGGUGUGAAGAGAAAUAAAAGGGGAUGGUCCUGCCAACACUACCACACUGAAAAGGCUCGUCCCCGCUGACUGGUUGCACUGGCGUUUGUUCAUACUUGUUAAUAUUUACUUUUAGUAUAUAUUUGCCCACUAGUUUGCCCUGAUUUCUGUGUACCAAUAAAAGCAUGACCAUUUAAACUUCCCUGUAUGGUGUCAUUAACUUAAAGCUAAGAUACUGGUUCCUGUUUUUACACAAUAUAUUGUGCGUCAACAUAAUAUAUACAGUUUCACGUCUUUGUACCACCCCACAAAAAUCGAUUUUGUCUUUUUAGAUUUCUUCAAUUUAAUUGCUUUUUUUAUUUUAAACUGAAGGUGUUUUUUCUUUUAGUUUCACUGAAUUAAAUAAAACGACUUUGGAAAAAUGAGGGUGAAUGUUAUUCUUACUCUGUAAAUGUACGUUUUUGUGAAAUUAUGUAUAAGACGAACUGUUAAAGUGAAGUUUAUCUUCCGUUAUGCAGAGUUGAGUACAUUAAUGUUUGGCUUUGGAAACGUAGAUAAGCUUUUUUUUUUUUUGUUUUUUUUGGAAAUGAUCAAACACAUUUGAAGGAGUAAAUAAAACUUAUUGAAUGAACA